Molecule: messenger RNA, 5905 nt
Organism: Octopus bimaculoides (California two-spot octopus)
Lineage: Eukaryota; Metazoa; Mollusca; Cephalopoda; Octopoda; Octopodidae
Product: regulator of G protein signaling 7
Biological process (GO): intracellular signal transduction; positive regulation of GTPase activity; regulation of G protein-coupled receptor signaling pathway
Cellular component (GO): cytoplasm; neuron projection
Molecular function (GO): GTPase activator activity
Source: RefSeq, a predicted model, not a curated record
UCAGAUAAGAGAAAAUCCGGGCGAUGUAGAUUUCGUAAAUGGAAAUAUUCUUUGUGAUUUGACACAAUCAAGACAUUAAAUGUUCAGGUAGCUCACCUACAUUAUAACACAUCUUAAAAUAUCAACUGCCAGGUUAUCGAGACAGGAAAUUUCGUUCAUUUCUCCAUUUAGGAAGCUGUACUUUACAUCUGUCAUCAUUUAGAAUCAGCUAUUCAGAAUUCCAAAACGUGCAACAGUCGGGCUUAUCAGUACCAAUCGCUUGAAAUUUAUAUUUUGACCGUCUUCACCAUUUAUUUAUUUUUUAUUUGGUCUGGUUAAGAGGUAAAACGGGCAUCAGUCGGUCUGUCAUUCAUUUACUUCGAAGAAGCAUCAGCUUGCUGAAUAUUGUAGACUAGUAGAGCGAGAGUGAAAGAAAAAGAGAUGGAGAGAGGGGAAAAGAGAAAAACACGGAAAGAGAGGAAGAAGAAAUUACGCUUGUAAAGCAGGCACUGCAAUGCUAUCCUGUUAGUCUUUUUGUUUUCCUUCUGCUCACAGGUUUUCUGACUGGCUUCGCUGUUGUCUUCCGUGUUAUUUGUUAGUGAUGAUGAUAAUGAUGCUGGCACUGCAGAGGAAUUAGUGACCAACAGCGACACACAGCACAGCGGCUGCUCUUUGGAUCACCGUAAAGAAUGAAAUAACCAGGAGCUGUCUCUAACUCGCUGUUUAUAUGUAAAAAAAUACCCAAACAAAUCGUUAAACAGUUUCCAUUCCAUAUUCACUACUGCUAUUUAUCAAUCUAUUUAACUAACAGUUUCUCCUGACUCGCUGUAGCGUUAGUAAUAGGUGUGUUUCGACAUAAAACUCCUCUAAGCUGUCUCUCACAUCCUCCCAUUCCUCUUUCCCUUUCCGUCUCUCUCUUUCUCUCCAUCUCUAUCCGAGAAUUUUCUCUUUUUUAUGUUACUUUCUUCUUCAUCUAGACUCUGUUUACCAUUAGUGGUUUGUACUAACCCGACCAUACAGACAUCAAGCUGGAAAUGUGUUAUUUCUUCCAUCAAUGAUAGCAAGCUUUUAUCUAAAAUUCCAAAAUACGCACUGAAUACCCUCGAUUUCUACAAAACAAAUGGGCUUCAUUCGUUGUCAGACGAAAAUAUUCACUCAACGCUCAUUAGAAUGCUGUACAUAUACAAAUGAAGGUUGCAUUAACGAAAAAUAUCGAGCAUUCAAUCAGUCAUUUUUCUAUUCCGCUAAAGGUGUUUAUUUUUAAAUCGAACAGUUUCCAAAUGGAAUGAUUUAUCCGAAAGGUAUUCACCCUUUCAACACAUCCAACAUUUCAGCAGUAUUAAUUAUCUUUACCUCAUUAUACACCUUGAUGCUUUCUCCAUCUUUCUUUUAAAUCUAUAUCAACAACCACACACACGCACCAAUAUAGACAUACGCUUGCAUUGGAGCAUUUCGUGCAAUAUAUGCAUAUAUACAACCUAAGAAAUCGUUAUAGACGACGUAUGUAUAUAGAUAUAAAUUUGUACAUGUAUCACAAUAUAUGUCUACCAGGUAGACGUAUGCCUGUACAGGCACAUACCACAACACCUCAUUCGAAGUUAAAACGGAACCUGCACUCCUAGGUUUUUUAAAAAUUAUUUAAACAAAAAGGUGAAAAGAAAUAAAACAAAAAAAGUAAUAAUCAAACUAAAAACAAGUGGCUAAUAAAUUAGAAAGAUAUACAGCCGUCGUUAAGCUCGCUCAGGGAGUGUACGUAAUAUAAUUGUACAUACAUAUAUACAUCGAUAUAUAUAUAUAUAAUUUUAAUAUCGAUAUCUACCUAUAACUUCAUGACAUAAUUAUAAUUGCAAUCUAGCCUGCUGUGUUCCAAUAUUUUCUGCUCUAGUGUCAUUCAUUUACACCCAAAUAGACAACAUUCGUUAUGUUAGCGCUUAUGGCACCAGUUGUCGCCUUGCAGAGGCCACUUACUUGGGUAUCUUAAGAAAAAAACAGAGAAGUAAAGAAUAAGGAGGACUGUCAUUAUAUAGGAAGAUAACUGCAAAGCAAAAAUUAUUCUCCAAAAAUCAUUCAGCCUGGCGUCGUCUGGAGAGAGCGCUGCUUUAAAGGAAGAAAAUAUGUCCCACCGUUACAGUAAAAGGACAGAAUCUUUACCCAAUACCCUGUCAGGGGCCAUGUUUGGAAAUGGGCAACAUUCGCAAGAGGAAAAUCCUAAUUAUCUUGUUUACAAAAAGAUGGAAAAUAUCUUGGACCGUAUGCAAGAUGAAAAUACUGGAGUACCUGUGAAAACAGUAAAAAGUUUCAUGUCAAAAGUCCCCAGUGUUUUUACAGGUCAAGAUCUAAUUAGUUGGAUGAUGAGAAAUUUAGAUGUGGACGAUCAAGCGGAAGGAUUACAUCUGGCUCACCUAAUGUCUGCUCACGGCUAUCUUUUCCCUAUUGAUGACCAUGUGUUAACGGUUAAAAAUGACAACACGUAUUACCGUUUCCAGACACCUUGCUUCUGGCCUUCUCGCAGUGGUGAACCAGAGAAUACUGAUUAUGCUGUCUAUUUAUGCAAAAGAACCAUGCAAAACAAACAGCGUUUGGAGCUUGCAGAUUAUGAAGCUGAGAAUUUAGCGCGACUCCAGAAAAUGUUUUCUCGUAAAUGGGAAUUUAUUUUUAUGCAAGCAGAAGCACAAGCUAAGGUAGAUAAAAAACGAGACAAAUUAGAGAGAAAAGUGUUGGAUAGUCAAGAAAGAGCAUUCUGGGAUGUACAUAGACCUGUGCCUGGUUGUGUAAAUACUACUGAAGUAGAUAUCAAAAAGGCAUGUCGAAUGAACAGACAUUCAAAAAUGACAAGGCACAAUUAUGCUGUACCAGGUGGCCGUCUUAGUCCAAGUGUGUCAGAAGCUGACUUACACAGUCCAUCUACAGAUUCCGCUAAAUCAGAGGCUUCAGCUGACAGUCAGCUGAUUGAGAGUCUUAAACAAAAGCUUGAGAAACGAAGAGUAAAAAUUUCCAAAGUUGCUGAAAGCUUCAUUGCUUACUGUGAACAAUAUGCAGAAUUUGAUGCCUUCAGCACAACCCCUGAACCAUCGAAUCCCUGGAUCUCUGAUAAUAUAGAAUUCUGGGAGCAGGAAAAAACUGUAAAUCCCAAAGACAUUCCACCACGGCGUGUGAAACGGUGGGGUUUUACUAUUGAAGAAGUUCUCACUGACCAGGCUGGAGUUGAACAGUUUAGUAAGUUCCUUGAUAAGGAAUUCAGUGGAGAAAAUCUUAAAUUUUGGUUAGCAUGUAAAGAUCUGAGAGGAUUAUCCCUGAGAGAAGUAAACACCAGAGUUCUAGAUAUAUAUAAAGAAUUCCUUGCUCCUGGUUGUCAUAACCCAGUUAAUGUGGAUAGUACAAUUGCUGAACUGGUAAGACGAAGAAUAGAAAAUAACCCUGAUCGGUACUGCUUUGAUGAAGCUCAGAAUCAUAUAUUUAAACUGAUGAAAAGUGACAGCUAUAAUCGAUACCUGCGGUCCGAUAUGCACAAAGAGUUUCUCAGUGCUACAAGAAAGAAACAGACAAGGUCCAUAAUACCAAAGCUGCCAAGUUUAAGCAUCGGUGGAACUUAAAAACUUCGAUCACAUUUACUCUUGCUGCACAGUUGUUGCACCACCACCAUCACCAUCGGUCACUACUACCUACCUUCCUGCUGCAUGUUAACUUCUGAAUAAAAAAAAAACAACCAAAAAAAAAAAAAGAAAGAAAGCCAAAAUUACCCCCCAAGCUCUAAACCAGCAAGCAGCCUGUGAUACACAAAUAAUAGGACAGAAACUAUAAAAACAACAGUUACUAACAAACAAAAAUAGUUCAAAAUCAAUCAAAACAAGAAUGAAGAUAAAAAAAAAAGUGUUUCUGAUACACUUUGAGUGCUGUCAUAUUGGGGCUGGUAAACAUGGUCUCUCUCUCUGUCUUUCUCUCUUUCUCUGUAUCUAUAUCUCUCUUUUUCUCACUGUCUCUUUCUGUCUUUUGCUCUCUCUCUCUCACUCUCUCUCUCACUCUCUCUCUCUCUCUCUCUCUUUGACUCUUUAUCUAUGUCUAUCUGUGUAAUGUAAGAUAUUGCACAGAUGAUCUAGUGACAAGAUUCUUAUCAUGGCAGACUUAUUCAUCACGGACUGGUUGGCUGGGUUUCUAUGUAUGCAGACACACACAAAAUAAUAACACGCACAUAUACAUGCAAUAUACGUACACAUGUAUGUAUACACACACAUAUGUAUGUUGAUAUCCAUAUAUAUAAUAAAACACACACACACACAUAUGUAUAAUGCAGAUAUAUUCACACACACAUAUAUACAUACAUAUACAUUGUUAAAUUUUGGGAUGGUCAAGUUUUUUGUUUUUCUUGCCAAAUAAACACAUGCACUAUAUGUAUUCAUUCUUUACUUGUUUAUUACUGUUCUUUUAUGUUCAAUGUGAGGAAGUCUUUCAUCACACACCUGUGGCCUCUUCAGUGACUUUCCAUUCCACAUGUUCUGAACAGGAAGAGACAUAUAGGAUGGAAAGUUACUGAAGACCUCACAGGUAUGUGACAAAAAAUUUCCAAACAAUAGACAUAAAAUAAGAAUGGUAAUGAACAAGUGAAGAACAAAUAUAUAGGGCAUGCGCUUAUUUAGUAACAAAAAAGAAAAUGACCAUCUCGAAAUAUAACAAGAUCUGUUUCAACACACAAUUUCACAUCAAGAUUCUUGCAAAACAAAUUCAUAAACAUAAAUAAAUGAAUAUAUAUAUAUAUACACGCAUACACACACACACACACACACACAUAUAUGCAUACACAUAUUUACAUAUAUAACUACAUAUAUAUAUAUAACUAUAUAUAUAUGCAUAUAUACGUUUAAUAUUUUAAAAUUUUGUUUUGUUUUUGUUAUUGCAUCACUUUGUUAAAGCAAUCUCCCCUACAAAAAGCAAAAAAAAAAAUAUAUAUAUAAAUUGAACUAUAAAUGAGGAAGCCAAAAAAUAAGAAGAGAUAAACCUCAUAGAACUUUCAUAACCAUCAUUGUUUCUAUCACUGGUACAUUUUCCAUUCUUUGCUACUAUUACUGCUGCUGUUAUUGUUGUUGUUGUUGUUGUUGCUACAACCAUCACCACCAUCACUACACUCCCCAUUACUCUUUACCAUCAGUGAUCUCACCACCACAAUCUUAAAUUAUAUUAAUACUAUGACUACCAUCACCAUCAUCAUCACCACCACAACAACCACUAACAGUACCAUUUAGUGCCCCCACCCACCCACCAUCAUUUCCAUCCCUCUUCCACCAUCAUAAUGGUGACAACUAUGACUACAAUUACCACUGACACCAACCCAACCAAAAUCAACACCACAACUGUUGUCCCUACCACUAAGACUAACCACCCACAGCGCCACCAUCCCUAACCACCAACAACAAUACCAUCAUAACGAUUACCACAAGCAUUUUUAAUUAUAUUGUUCUUAGAUAAAAUAAUUAAGGAAUAUUGGUGUUGAUAUAAUUAAAACUGUGUCUAUUAACACCUACCACAGCCAUCAACUCUCCUGCAGCCACCAUCACUACCACCACCAACCACUCGAAAUACCAUUACUUCAACUACCAUCACUGCUCCUACCAUCACUGCUCCUACCACCAGCAUAGCAGCUUAACCUACACUACUACUACUACUACUACUACAAUGAUUGAGUAUUAACCACUAACAUUAAUGCUUCAAAUAAUAAUACCACUACUAUGAUUGCCACCAUCACCACCAUAAUUUUUUUACCAUCACUACUACAUACAUCUACUACUAAACUGUGAUUCCUUGUAUAGUGUUUCUGACAUUUUAACUGUCUUUGUAAAUAUUCUUUUCUUAUUAUUACUAAUCUAUCCAUUCAGAUCACUAUAAGGAUUAAUUUACAAAUGAAGAACAUUUGGUAUUUGCCAACAUUUCAAAC